Molecule: messenger RNA, 1578 nt
Organism: Prorocentrum cordatum
Lineage: Eukaryota; Dinophyceae; Prorocentrales; Prorocentraceae
Source: the annotation of a GenBank genome assembly
CGGCUCGGCCCGGGAGGCCCCUGGGGUCGGCGGACCCGCCGCAGCGGCGCAGCCUGCGCCGCGCGCCUCCGCGGCGCCCAUGGGGGCUCCCCGGGCGGCGCCCUGUGAGGAGAAGGAGGACGAGGCGCAACAGUCCGAGGUGCGGCACGUCCGCACGUUCCCGGGCGCGCGCCGCUGCCUCGUGGACGUCCCCGGCUUCGGGAUCAGCGCGGGGCCCCGGCGGCAUGACGAGAACGACAGCCCGACGAGCACGUCGAGCACGGCCGCGUCUUACCCGGCAUUCGACGACUCCUGGCCGCUGCAGAAGUUGCAGGGCGCCAGAAGUUGCACUAGUCUGCAGUCGAGGAGGGGCUGCAGGGUGGCUUUGCCGCGCCGGCGCGAAGAAGCGGACUGCUGCGAUUGCUUUGCGCUCCAUGGGUACAGCGCGGGGUGCGUGAUAGGUCGCAGCCAGCUGAAUCGCGGCUUCAGCGUCGUCUCCGUGACGAAGGGUGGCGCCACGUUUGCGGCCAAGGUGACCGACGAGGGCGUUGGCGAGGGCAUAUUGCGCGAUACGCUGAAGAGGGAGCACGAGAUCCUGAGUGGCUUGGACCACAAUGGGAUCGUUCGCGCCGUCGCGCUGAUUGAGGCCACCGUCGGGUGCGGCAUGGUGAUGGAGUACUGCAGCGGGUCGCUGCUGGAGUCCCACCUGCCAGCAGGCAGCAUGCUCUGUUGCGUGGGCCGCCACGCGGUGCUGGAGCGCAUCCUGGACGCGGUCGCCUACCUCCACGGCCAGCAGGUGGCCCACAGGGACCUCCACGCGGAGAACGUCAUGGUCGACCUCCCCGCCGUGCGGCGGGCCGGGGCGCCCCCCGCGGCCCCCGGGGUCAAGAUCAUCGAUUUCGGGAGCGCGCGACUCGUUGCGGCGGAGGGCGGAGACCAGGCGUCCCAGCUCGACAGCGACAUCAGCCCCGGCAUCAAGCCGCCCGAGUGCACGUGGGACGUCCCUCGCCCGUUCGCCUGCGACGUCUUCCAGGCAUGGCGGACGAAGGCAAACGUGCCGGCGGCCAUACCGGGUCGACACCAACUAAGCAGAAGAAGAAGAAGGAGGAGGAGGAGGCAGGAAUGGUUGGAUCUGCGAGGGGUUCGAAUGACGAGAUCGUGGUUGCGAACACUCCUCCAAAGUGGUUUCAGGAUUUCGAACAACGUCUAUCGAAGCAGCUCGAAGGCAUCACGACCAACAUCGACAAGGCGAGGAUCGAAGCACAGGACGCCAGGAGGGCAGCAGAGGAGGUACAGGAGAAGAUGGAGGACAUGGAAAUGGAGGUGGAGGGCAUGCGGAACGACCUUCAACAACUCUACCUGACCAAGAACCAAGUCGAGGAGAUGAUCGCGAGCAAGCUGCAAGACUUCAAAGACAGCAAGCUUGGCGACGCCAGGGGCAAUCUCCAGAACACGAAAAAUACCGAGGACAGGAGCAAGCAGGUGGUCGCGCUUGGGUUUAAGGAGCCACUACCUUCGGGAGAGUUGGAGAACAAGUUGAAGGGGAUCUUGGCACAGAUUUUGGAGGACAUCAGCAGCGUCCACGUGAGCACCUUCAAC